Tarenaya hassleriana is the source of this 2911-nucleotide messenger RNA. RefSeq lists its product as uncharacterized. Gene Ontology annotation, molecular function: ubiquitin conjugating enzyme binding; ubiquitin protein ligase activity; RNA-DNA hybrid ribonuclease activity. Gene Ontology annotation, cellular component: ubiquitin ligase complex; cytoplasm. The transcript is spliced from 4 exons. The record is from RefSeq and is a predicted model, not a curated record. Gene Ontology annotation, biological process: positive regulation of proteasomal ubiquitin-dependent protein catabolic process; ubiquitin-dependent protein catabolic process; protein polyubiquitination. The coding region runs from base 116 to 2686 and encodes 856 amino acids. NCBI's taxonomy places the organism in Eukaryota, Viridiplantae, Streptophyta, Magnoliopsida, Brassicales, Cleomaceae.
UGUAGAAAAGAUCAAGGUCUCUAACCGCAAGGCGAGACUAUCGCGGAGGCAUCCCCCUCCGUCCGUACCGAACUACGCUUGAUUUUUCGGCGAAGUAUCAGCGAAGAUAGAAUCCAUGGCGCAUCUAUCGGAUUCCGAGCUCGCUUUCCGGUUGCAGAUGGAGGAAGCGAUCUCCGCCUCUCUCUCCUCCCGACCCUCCGACCCUCCGCCGCGUUCUCCGUCUCCGAUCGUCCACAGGUGCGGCGUUGCAAUCGUCGUCAAUGACGAUCAGAGGAGCUCGAGGGUCCAGCCCGCCGGGAAUCAGGGCGGCGAUCUUGGGGCCUCUCUCUCCUCCCGAUCCUCCUCCGCUCCGCGGCGUUCUCCGUCUCCGGUCUUCCACAGAUGCGGCGUCGCGAUCGUCUUCAACGAAGAUCAGAGGAGUUCGAGGGUCCAGCCCGUCGGGAAUCAGGGCGGCGAUCUUAGGGAACGCCCCAACGGAGGCGGAAGAAACGAAAAACCCAACGGAAAGGGCAUUAUUUACGAGAAAUCCACUGGGGUUCCCGGAGAUGACCGCAUAACCACCGGCAAAAAUGGUAUCUAUCGGAAUUUCUCAGGCUCCAGCAACGCGGGGAAACCCUCGCCAGCGAUUCCACUGCCACAGGGCUUCGUUCGUCAGGCGGAUUCCUCCGGCGAGGGAUGUUCGGUGUCAAAAUUCAAGGACAAUCUAUUGUACAGACUGUACUUCAAGGGUUUGGUGAGAGAGCAAACAGGAGAUGACAAAAAUCCGGCGAUGUUGGCGGGAUUCGGAGUUGCAAUAUGCGAUAUGGCUGAUAAUCUGUGCUUCGAGAUGAAGGGUCCAUUGCACAACGCCGACAGGAACCGUCAAGCGGCAGAAAUUAGGGCGUUGAUGGUAGGGCUUGAGGAAGCCAUAGGUUUGGGGAUCAAACAUAUCGCAAUUUAUUGCGAUUACUAUCCAAUUUACCAAUAUCUCUCUGGAAGAUGGAUGCCUAAGCAAAAGAAGAUUGCACUGUUUAUGGAUUAUUUACACAGCCUCAGGCUUGAAUUGACAUCUACCAAACCCGUUCUGGCCACCCGAAACGAUAUCAAAUUUGCUUUCAAACUUGCAAGAGAUGCCAUAGUUUGCCAAACCAGGACUUCUGAGGGUACUAUCAGUGCAAAGGCAGCUCGGAAAGAGACUUGUGUCAUCUGCUUUGAUGAUACCGAUGCCGAGCACAUGUUUUCUGUUGAUAAAUGCCUUCACCGAUACUGCUUUUCUUGUGUAAACCAAUAUGUGGAGGUGAAGUUGCUUCAUGGAAUCAUACCCAAAUGUCCUCAUGAUGGCUGCAAGUCUGUGCUGAGUAUCGAUAGUUGUGGAAAGAUUUUGACACCUAAGCUGGUGGUGAUGUGGAAAAGGAGGAUCAGAGAAGAUUCGAUUCCUGUCACUGAUAAAGUUUACUGCCCAUAUCCGAAGUGCUCAGCUUUAAUGUCAAAAGCCGAGCUUUCUGGAUCUUCUGAAGGCCUCUUAUCUGUCCGUCCCCAUAGUUCUGGAGUUCGGAGAUGCAUUGAGUGUCAUGGUCACUUCUGCAUCAACUGUAAAGUUCCAUGGCACGAUAACUUGUCCUGUGCUGAUUACAAGAAACUCCAUCCCGACCCUCCAGCAGAUGCAAAGCUGAAAUCUCUCGCAAGCCUCCACAAGUGGCGACAAUGUCUCAAGUGCCACCACAUGAUCGAACUUUCACAAGGUUGCUACCACAUUACCUGCAGAUGUGGGUAUCAAUUCUGCUAUAACUGUGGAUCUGAAUGGGAUGUGAAGGCAAAUCGUUGCAAGUCAUCUUGCCCAUUGUGGAAUGAAAACCACCUCUUACGUGGCAAUGCUGCAAAUUAUGCUGGUCUCUUUGACGAUAAUGAUGACGAUGAUGACGAUGAUUAUGACGGUGGCCACGAUGAUUACGAAUACGACAUGGCAGACUAUCUCAUCCUAGGCUACCUCAAUCGUAAUCCUUAUGUCCCCGUCCUUGAUUUGAAUGAUGAUCCCUUUAAUAGCCCUGAAAGAUGGUUUUACGGCAUCGAAGAAGGCAUUGUGGAGGAAGAAGAAGAUUGGGAUAACCGCCUCGAGGAAGGCAUUGUGGAGGAAGAAGAAGAUUGGGAUAGCCGCCACGAGGAAGGCAUUCCGGAGGAAGAAGAAGAGUGGGAUAACCGCCACGAGGAAGGCAUCCCGGAGGAAGAAGAGGAUUUGGACUGCCUCGAGGAAGGCAUCCCGGAGGAAGGAGAAGAUUGGGAUAACCGCCUCGAGGAAGGCACCCCGGAGGAAGGAGAAGAUUGGGAUAACCGCCUCGAGGAAGGCAUCCCGGGGGAAGGAGAAGAUUGGGACAACCGCCUCGAGGAAGGCAUCGAUGGAUUCCCGGAGGAAGAAGAAGAUUGGGAUAACCACCAGGAGGAAGUUCCCCUAGCACACGCUGGCAACCCGCCUGGUUCUAUGACAGUUCACGCUCCUGAAAACGUCAUGGGAGACGGAUACUUUGAUGAUGAGGACUAUCGGCUCGAGGAGGAAGCUUAUCCUGAUCCAUCUGGUGGUACCACACCACCAGCAGUUCAUUUUGAUGAAACAGGGGGAUUCGGCAGAAUGGAAUACGACGAUUUCUGGCCCACGGAUUAUCAUUUCAGCGAAGCUUGGGAUCCAAGGGACUCCGAUGCGGACUGGUGGUGAGCUUUUUCAGUGUUCAAGUCGGAAAAACAAAAAUCUGCUUCUCUUUUCCUUUGCUAUAUACGUUACUUUGAACGACGCUGAGAAAUUAUGUGGGCUUAUAUGAACCACGAAUUAGUCUUUUGAUUAUAUAUAUGUAUAUAUAGUUGAGUUUCAAGAUCAAGGUACUGCUACUUUGGUUUCCAGUUUUAAAGAUUUGUGCCAAUCUGAUUUUUUUAUUUGGGUUCA